UUCCCUUCUCAAACGCGACUCUGCCCCGGACCCGGGAGGCGCCCGACGCCGCCGCCGUUUCCGCAGCCAGCGGUUGGGGGCAACGAGGCUGUGCCACCGCGGACGCUCACCCUCCGCUUCGGCUUUCCCUCUCCGGGUCUCCUCGACCUUCCUUGCUGAGAGCCGGAACCCGACCGCGCGGGGAAGAAGGACUCGAGAGCAGAUGCUUGAACUGAAAUAACUUUCUUUUGGGGGGUUUGCUUCGCUGACAGACCCUUAGCGCAGGGCUCCCCUCCCCUUCCUCCCCUCCCCCUCCGCCGCCAGUACCAGUCCUACCCCUCUUUCCACCUCGUUUCUCCUCCUCUCUCCCUCGCCUUCGCCGCCGCCUCCGCGUCCUUCCCUCCGCCGCCGCCCGGGGCGCCGAGCCAGACUAUGGGUCCCAGGUGGGGGCUGAGCGGCGGCAGCAGCGCGGGCGGCCCGGUCACAGUGCGCACUGCAGCGGGGAUGGAGGGGCUCAGUUGGCUGGUGGUUUUCUCUUGACAUGGCUCCUGCCCGUGCUGCGAGCAGCGCCCCCGCCGCCGCCGCCUCUUCUGCCGCCGCCACCGCUCCGCCCGCAGGCUGCGGCUAGAGGGCCCGAACCCCGCCCGAGAGUCGGUCAGUGAGUCCCGGUCUCCGCGGGGACAGGGAGGGGAUUUCCCCGUCACCCGCCCCCGCCCCAGCUGCCUCAGUUCCACCCCCUGCCCCCUCGGGAAGCAGACUAAUGACCCCACCCUAAACUAUCCAAACUCGGGAAACAUGGUCUGUUCAACGUGAGAGAGAGAGAGAGCUAAUCCGGGAACUUCAGGGGUUUUUUUUUGGGGGGGGUGGGCUGGGCAUACUUCCAAAAAGUAAUUAAUAUUAACACAACUAUUUUCUUUUUUUCCCACUGAUCCUUCCCAUUUACCCUCUCCCGCCUACUCUACCCGGGCGGGAAUUGUUUCCACGAUGAAAUGAGUGAAAACCUGAGUGAUCCUGUGUCUCCCGUGGUGCGAAAGAAAAAAUCAGCACUUUUUGAAGUGUCUGAGGUUAUACCAGUUAUGACAAAUAAUUACGAAGAAAAUAUCCUGAAAGGUGUGCGAGAUUCCAGCUAUUCCUUGGAAAGUUCCAUAGAGCUUUUACAGAAGGAUGUGGUACAGCUCCAUGCUCCUCGAUACCAGUCUAUGAGAAGGGAUGUAAUUGGCUGUACUCAGGAGAUGGAUUUCAUUCUUUGGCCUCGGAAUGAUAUUGAGAAAAUUGUCUGUCUCCUGUUUUCUAGGUGGAAGGAAUCUGAUGAGCCUUUUAGGCCUGUUCAGGCCAAAUUUGAGUUUCAUCACGGUGACUAUGAAAAACAGUUUCUGCAUGUACUGAGCCGCAAGGACAAGACUGGAAUUGUUGUCAACAAUCCUAACCAGUCCGUGUUUCUCUUCAUUGACAGACAGCACUUGCAGACUCCAAAAAACAAAGCUACGAUCUUCAAGUUAUGCAGCAUCUGCCUCUACCUGCCACAGGAGCAGCUUACCCACUGGGCAGUUGGCACCAUAGAGGACCACCUCCAUCCUUACAUGCCAGAGUAGAGUGCUGGCCGGCAAAAUGGACAAGAUCAGAGAGUGCAGCAGCAUUGGUUUUCUUGUUUUCUUACACUUUAUUCUUUCAGAGUUUAAAGAAAAUGGACUCAUGCACAGAACACUAUGCAUUUUGAAACUUGUUCAUCCUGGAUUUUUUUUUUUUUUUUUUUUUUUUUUUUAAUUGUGUCUCAGAACUUAAAAAAAAAUUAGGUGUCUUCUGCACGGACUGUGUGAAAGAAGAUGCUUUGCAUAUUUGCUGCACUGCAUUAGCAUCUUACUAAAAAUGUGAAAUGAAAGGACUAUUGUUCACUGAAAUGCUUAAAUGUAUCUGAAAGCACAAGGUGAUACUCAUUUUUGAUGGUCUUUCCAUUUGUGCUGGUUUUUGCCUCUUUGACAUCUGUCAGCGGUAUUUAGAGGGUGAGAAGUGAAUGUAAAAGGUAUAAAUAACAUUUAAAAAAACUUAAUAGCUUUGCUGUAAUCACCGUUGUUCCGGAGCACUCUCAGAUUCACUCUAAUGACCAGAAGUGGUUGUUUAAAAAAAAAAAAUACAUAGAUACACAACCACGGGAAAGAAAUCUUAAAUGGGGGGAAAAAAAGCAUCUCAUUGUAGGCAUUCUUGCCUCAUGUUUUACUGGGCCAUGUUUGUUUCCUGGUACUCAUAAAUGUAUGUGUUUUAUUUCCAGAUCUCUUUCCCCAAGUUGCUGUUAUAAGAGUAUUCUGCUGAAUGUGGAUACAGUUUAUACACAUUAAAGCAGAUCAGGAGUCUGAAGUAGCUAAAGCAGCUAUAAAACUGAGAAAUACAUUCAUAGCUGCAGAAACCAUGAUAGGUAGAGGACUUUCCUUUUUGGUUUUUGUUUUUUGGUUUUAAAGAGAUUUUUAUUACAAAGAAAGAAAAUCCAGUGAAUUGUGCAGAAAUACUGGUUUCUACACCAUCCUAAAGAAAAACGUAUGAGGGUUUUUUCGAGUAGAGAAAAGUUACUAAAGUUGGUAUCUAAAAUUGUUAAAAAACCAUUGAGUGUCAAAGCUCUAAAAGCAGAACUCAUUUUGUGCAGUGAACAUAAGGAAAGACUACUGUACAGGUUUUUGGUUUUUUUUUUUCUUUUUAAUGAAGAAAAGCUUUGCUUAAGGGUUGCAUACUUUUAUGGAGUAAAUCUGAAUGAUCCUACUCCUUUGGAGUAAAACUUAGUGCUUACUGGUUUCCAAUUGUAUUUAGCUUCUGGUUGGAAUUUGAAAAAAUGAAAACCUAAAUAAAAUAGGUGAAAGUUCCCUGACUAUUCAGGUGAAUACACAAAA
This is a messenger RNA of Neomonachus schauinslandi (Hawaiian monk seal), 2855 nucleotides long. RefSeq names its product chromosome 8 C6orf62 homolog (gene C8H6orf62). The transcript is spliced from 5 exons. Lineage: Eukaryota; Metazoa; Chordata; Mammalia; Carnivora; Phocidae. The record is from RefSeq and is a predicted model, not a curated record. Bases 969 to 1571 code for a protein of 200 amino acids.